Saccostrea cuccullata (small rock oyster) is the source of this 1006-nucleotide messenger RNA. Its product is annotated as putative nuclease HARBI1. The record is from RefSeq and is a predicted model, not a curated record. Lineage: Eukaryota; Metazoa; Mollusca; Bivalvia; Ostreida; Ostreidae. The transcript is spliced from 3 exons. The coding region runs from base 148 to 819 and encodes 223 amino acids.
CUACUCCAAAUUCAAACUCGUACUCCAAAAUGGAGGUUAUAAAAAUUUAUUAUACUCAUACUCAAACUCCAACGGAGUACAAACUCAAGAUUUUUCAAGUAUGCUCCAAACCAACCUCAGAGUCAAUCUCAAGUGUCGUCUGUAAAAAUGGCAGCUCGCAGGGUUUUAGUUUGGCGCUAUCGAAAUGCUCAGCAGCACAGGCGUCCGAGGUUUUUUAGAGACCGCUCCAAUCCCCUUGAAGAUUUGGACGAGGACGAAGUUUUCGAAAGGUAUCGUUUCCGACCUCAGACGAUCCUGUUCAUCCUUGGACUUCUUCCCAAUCUUGCAAGACCCACAGGACGCAACAACCCCUUGCCACCACUGUUGCAGUUACUGUUAUGCCUGAGGUUCUUGGCCACUGGUGCUAUCCACCUUCUCAUCGGGGACUCGUUGAAUAUUUCCCGGAGUACGGCCGGCAGAUGUAUUCGGGAUAUUGCUUCCCAUCUUUCCAAUCUGUGCCGGAGAUUUGUUAGAUUCCCCACUGGAAACGACGCCUUAUCCGUGAAACGUGCCUUCUCCGCCAUUGCAGGUUUUCCAAAUGUCCUUGGAUGUUUGGAUGGCACUCAGAUUAGAAUUAGGAAGCCGAAACUGAAUGAGGCAGAUUAUGUAAACAGAAAAGGCUAUCAUUCUUUGAAUGUGCAGAUGUGCUGUGACCACACAUUUAGGAUAACAAGCUGUGUUGCAAGUUGGCCUGGAUCUGUUCAUGACAGCAGGGUGUUCAGACAAUCCGCACUGUGUGCACAGUUUGAAAAUGGUGAGAUUCCUCCUUUUUUUCAUUAAAUAACAAAUAAUGUGCCUCAAUUCCCAAAAUUUAAAUAUUUGCUCCUAACAGAUAGUUAUAACUUUUACACAAUUUUUUUUAGGAGAACUGAUAUCCAGUGUGAAAAGUGAUUAAAACCAAUUGCUAAUUAGUUAUAAUUCUAGUCCAAUACGUUCCUAAGGUCUCCAAAUUUAUAAGAUCUUUUGA